Messenger RNA from Iphiclides podalirius (scarce swallowtail), 216 nucleotides. Lineage: Eukaryota; Metazoa; Arthropoda; Insecta; Lepidoptera; Papilionidae. The record is from the annotation of a GenBank genome assembly.
AUGAAGCAGGACGGAAAGCAGCUGGCCAUUGUUGACGGUUUCACGUUUUACGUGGACGGGAGGACGAAGUCGACCGUGACGUGGCGUUGCACCUCGGGCCACAUAUGUCGGGCGCGGUUCGUCGUCAACGGCGAUUGGCGUGUGAUCAGGUCCCACAUGGUACACGACCAUGCGCCGCCUCGGUACGUCGUGCGAGACGGCAUCUUCUUCAAGGUC